AUGCGCAGAGAGAAAGAAACGGAAAGCCUAGAGGAAAGCCUAGAGCCCCCCCCCGCCUCCGCUACUCUCCGGCAACUGCCACAAGAAAUCGACCGGAGUUUCGCUGCUUCCCCUUCGCAGAUCUCACCCGAGCCAUCGUUCCGCGCCGUCUCAGAUCCGAUCGAGGAGAAUGACGGCGAAGAGGAUGAUUUUGAGUUCGCGUUUAUGGUAUUAGAUCCCGACACGAGUUCAUCACUCACCGCAGAUGAGAUCUUCUCUAAUGGCCAGAUCCGCCCCGUCUACCCUAUCUUUAAUCGCAAUCUCUUUCUCGAAGGAGAGGGUGACUUGGGGCAGCCCCUGCGUCGGCUAAUGUUGGAAGAGAGGGAGAGCCCAAGCGUAUCGACGGGAUCGCUGCUCCGGUGGCGGAUUCGUGAUCUUGUCAUCCGGAGAAGCCAAAGCGACGGGAAGGAGAAGUUUGUGUUUCUGGAGACGGAGGAGAAGAAGAAGGAUAAGGGGAAGAAAGCGAUGGAUGGGGAUAUUGUAACAGCUAAUCCAAGGUCUUACGAUCGGAUUGCGCAGGUGUCGACGGCGAAACCCGGCGGCGCUCGCCGGAAGUCCUUUCUGCCAUAUAAAACAGAUAUUGUGGGCUUUUUUGCUAGUGUGAACGGCAUGAACCGGGUUCACCACCCAUUUUAGAAAAUUGUUUUUUUUUUAUUUGUUUUUUGUUGCUUUCUUAUUUUCGUUCAUGUUUUGUUAGGGUACAUAACCGGUGGUUCAUGCUUUUGAUGUUUUUUUAAAGAAUUGAUAGUGUUUGAAAAUAAAA
Molecule: messenger RNA, 802 nt
Organism: Phalaenopsis equestris
Lineage: Eukaryota; Viridiplantae; Streptophyta; Magnoliopsida; Asparagales; Orchidaceae
Exons: 2
Coding region: 1-675 (224 amino acids)
Source: RefSeq, a predicted model, not a curated record